Messenger RNA from Actinia tenebrosa (Australian red waratah sea anemone), 3080 nucleotides. RefSeq lists its product as uncharacterized. The record is from RefSeq and is a predicted model, not a curated record. NCBI's taxonomy places the organism in Eukaryota, Metazoa, Cnidaria, Anthozoa, Actiniaria, Actiniidae. Gene Ontology annotation, cellular component: Golgi apparatus.
CGUUCAAAAAACCUUACAAAACAAGCUUCGAUGUUUGCUAAACUCAAGCAGAAGAUCGCUGAGGAGGAGACGUCUUCAGAUGGCACUACAUCACAACCUCAAAGCCCUCAAACUCGGCGAUCUAGGACUUCAAAACCAAAGAUCAAUGGAUGGUCAGAAAAUAAGUGGGAAAAAAGACGACUUAGUACUGCAAGUUUAUACGAAUCCAAGGAAUCUGUGUUUAGUGAAUUAUCUUCUACUCCUGGUUAUGGCCGUAGAAGGACUUCAUUCUCGAGUAGAGCUUCAUCAGUCACUCCAACAUGGGCUCCAUCGCCUUGUGAUUCUUCAAAUGCAUCGGUUGGUUCAGGAGCAUCUCGGGAAGAAAUCCUAGCAAUGCUUGCUGAGAAGACAGAACAAGUCGCAAGACUGGAGGGAAAGAUUCAAGGGAUGGCAAGUUUAAUUAAAGAAACUAACAGAACUAAAGACAUGUUAGAAGAGAAACUAGAAAAGCAACAAAAAGAAUCAAGCAGAAAAUUACAAGACCUCGAUGAAGAGUUUGAGCAGAGAAUAAUAAAGAUAAAAAGUGACCAUGAAAAAGCAUUAAAACAAAAAUCUCAAUUUAUUCAAUAUCAAACCGACGCUACUCGAAAAGCUGCUGAAAUACUUGAAAAGAGCAAGCAACUUGACGAACUUGAUCAAGAAUACGCCAAACAGAAGGCAGAGCUUGGAUCACUACAGGACAGACUUGAUGACCUAGCGAGGGAAAGAACAAAAUACGAAGCGCGAGAAAAACAACUUCAGACUAAAGUCACGAGUAUAGAAAAAGAAAACACUUCUUUACGAGACGAGCUGAACCAAACAGUCAGCGAGCUGACACAGAAAUCGCUCCAACUUUCCAGAACUGAAAAGUCAAUGGAAGACACGCAGAGUGAACUAGCAAGCUUGAGACAAUCCUACACUUUUUACAAGAACCAGACAACUACAGAGCUCCAUGAAAAACAGGUUAAAAUCGAGAAUAUAGAAGAAAGAAAUGGAGAUCUUGAACGCAGGUUGCAAGACUGUAAGCUGUCAGGAAACGAUAAGUACGGGGCUCUGGAGAGAGAACGACAAACGCUAGAGGAACGACUAUCAGAGGCAAGAAAACAGCUGAGUGAAUCUAGAGCCGCAUCUAAUGAUAGAAUCAAUACCCUUGGCUCGCUGGUGAGCACUCUGAACGAAAGGCUGGAGCGAAAAGAAACCGCGCUGACAGAAUGUAAACGAAUGCAUGAAAUUGAAACAGCUUCUUUGAAGGACAAGAUAUCUAAUUUAGAAGAACGGCUGGCCAGUUCAAGUCAUCUAUUGCAAGAUAAGGCGAGUGAAUCUGAACGAAUGCAGGCAUUGAUACAAAAGAAUGAGCAACUUGAGCGGGAUCUUGAGAGAGCUCGACAAAAUAUGAAUUGCACGAGUAAAUCAGCUGAUGAACAAAUAUCCAAUAUGGAAUCUGAGAUCAAUCGACUAGAGGAUUUACGCAUACAGGAACAUGAAGAAGUACAAAAGAAAAUGGGUCGUUUAAAUGAAAUAGAAAAGGAAUAUUCCGUCCGUGUGGACCAGUAUAAACAACGCAUCGCUGACCUGGAAGAAGAGAAAGAACAGCUCCAGGGAGAAUUAGACUCUCAGACAGAGGAACUGCAACAAGUAUCACUGUGUCUGGAAGAUGCCAUGACUCGAACCAAUGAGCUGAAGAGUCAGAUUGCUAAUUUUGAACAAAAUCUAAAAGACAAGGAUGGAAUGUUAAACUGUGUCAGAGAUUCCAAGGGAGAGCCUUCUGAUAUUCAGUACGGGUCCAUAUCAAGUGUAGACGCUGUUAAUGCUUUACGAAAAGACCUGGAUAGUACCAGAUUGAGAUGUAAAAAGUCUGAAGACGCCCUUUUAGAAAGAGAAAAGACAAUACUGCAGCUAAGAAACAAACUGAAGGACAAGGAAGAUGUCAUGAAUCGUCUCUCUACAAGGCUCAAGCAGUACGAGGAGAAUAACCGGUUUGUCAAGAAUGACAGGAUUUACGCCUCGGAUGCACGAGAUAGUCAUAAAGUUAUCGCAGCUUUAAGACAGCAAAUAAAAGAGAUGCAACGACAGUCAACUGAACGAGAGAUGCUGCAGCUAGACGAAAAUGAACUCAAAGAAUUAAGGCAAGACAGUUUACGACAAGAAAAAGAACUACAAGAAAAAGAGAAAAAAAUAAAACUAUUGCAGUCGAAACUUGCCGAACUAAAGAAAGCUUUUCAAAGAGAAUUGAAGCUACCUCUGCCAGAAGAAGAGAGUGGGAUUUCCGUCACUCCAGAAACACCGCCUUCAGAGUCAACAAGUCGGUCAGAGAAGGAACGAAUGGAAUAUCUCGAUAUGAAUUUCAAAUACUUAAAACACGUGAUAUUCAAGUUCAUGUGCAGCGAUAACAAACAGUCUCGACAGCUCCUCAAUGUCAUAGCACACAUGCUGAACUUCACUUCCAAAGAACAAAAAUGUGUGCAAGAUGCGUUUGAAUGGAAGUUACCCAUCGACUGACAGAGAGACACCAAAAGCAACAGGUUAUGAAGGAUCCCUUCCUUACUAGACCACAUGUUACGCGGUGCGCCCCACGCAAUUCCUCCAUGGGAUAAAUAGCGUGACAGUCACGCUCAAUGGACUACAGGACUAUAUUCUGUCACCAAAGAUGGCGUUACAGUUGCAAAGUUGAGUAUUAAAAGAACUAACUACGACAUUCUGCGAGAGGACUAAUUCAGGAGAAUAUAAAUGAGCACACAUUCAAGCCGUGAAAAAGCAACAUAGUCGUGACUUGUCACGUGAUAUGUGACGUCAAAAGAAUAAGAGGAGAAAAAGAAAAAAUUACCAAACUUAAGAUAUUUUAAAGCAUAUAUUUUAAUGUAUAUUUAUUAGGAGAAAUCGUAUGUCUUUAUUAGUGCUAUAUAAAUCUUUGUAUAAGAUAUAGUGAAUAUCUAGACGGUAGAUAUCGUGUGAUAUGCUGAAGAAGAAUUAUAUUUAUUAAUUUGUGUAUUUAUACUAGAUUUAGACCAGGUGUAUAAAAUUUCUAAAGUACAAAACAGAAUUAAAAAAGGGAAUCAUUGCAA